Molecule: messenger RNA, 1466 nt
Organism: Mycetomoellerius zeteki
Lineage: Eukaryota; Metazoa; Arthropoda; Insecta; Hymenoptera; Formicidae
Product: RAS oncogene family member RabX5
Exons: 11
Coding region: 537-1406 (289 amino acids)
Molecular function (GO): GTPase activity; GTP binding
Source: RefSeq, a predicted model, not a curated record
CCGGAUCAGUGAUUUUUUUGAUUAAACGAAUCGUUUUGGCUACGCAAUAUCAGCUAAAAAUAUUAAGAAACUAGGUCAGUGACUUUUAAACGAGAAGGGAACAAAGUUUGUACUAUCAGACAAUGUCAGUAAAUUGCUGUCAAAAAUAUGACAAAGCCUGCUGACAUGCGAUGGCAGCAAAUUGAUGACAGAAACCGAACAGAGAUAAAAGAUCCAUCAUGUGCAUCAUGCUUGAAACGGAACACAAUCGUAAUCUGAUGGCAGAUUGGCAGCAGAAACCAAGCAAGAUCUAUCAUUUUCAUCAGGGAUAACUUGUUACUUAUGCAUUAGUUUUCACUAUUACGCCCGUAUGAGCCUCCCCCAUAUGUCACAAUGAAACACCUGCCACAGCAACCAAUGUUUCCCGUUUAGUUGUGCGGAAUCAAUUGCGUUUUGCUCCAAACCAGUGAACGUCAGUCUGAUCAUAUAGUCAGUCUCAAACAACAAGUAUACAAAACGCAAUCAGCAACAUGCAAUUGCAAAAAUUACAUUGACACAUGUAUGGAGAAAGAGAGCCUGUUCUUAUUGUUUCAUUAAACGCUCCAAUUAAAAAAAGAACGAUGUUGGAAACGCGCUCCGCGACUUACAAAAUGAUGAAAGAAGAAGCCCAUGAUGAACGGCAGAUAAACGAUUGGCCACCACCAUUCUCAUCUGAAAUCACACCAUACAACGAGAAUGAUUUCGGCACUUUGAUCAGACGGACCUGCGAGAACAAGAAUUUGACUCUCCGAAUCUCCAAGGUGAUCGUCAUAGGCGACGUCGCCGUCGGCAAAACAUCAUUAGUGAAUCGCUUCUGCCACAGGCUCUUCGACAACAAUUACAAGGCCACUAUUGGCGUGGAUUUCGAGGUGGAGAGAUUCGACGUCCUUGGCGUGCCUUUCCAUUUGCAAAUAUGGGAUACCGCGGGUCAGGAAAGAUUCAAGUGCAUAGCGGCGUCUUAUUAUCGCAGUGCUAAUGUAAUCAUGGUCGUUUUCGACUUGGGAAACCUGAUGUCGCUGAUGCAUUGCCAGCAAUGGUUAAAUGAGGCAAGUUGCAGCAAUGUUGGUCUUCAUCAUAUUUUUCUAGUCGGCACUAAAAAAGAUUUGUUAUCUCAUCCAGUAUACGAAAUAAUCGAAAAACGGGCAGUUGAAGCGGCGAAAAGAAUGCGAGCGGAAUAUUGGGCGGUCUCGUCGAGAACUGGUAAUGGGGUGUCCGAAUUGUUUACGAGGGUCGCCGCGCUCUCCUUUCACGCAAUGGUCCUGCGGGAGAUACAGAGCUUGAAGCUCGAGCCGAUCAACAUCGGUUCGGCGACGAUAACUUUGAAAAGACACUCGAAGACCGAGACAAAGCGACAGAGAAUGCCAAAGUGCUCCAAAUGCCCGACGUGACGGUGAAAUUUGAUAAAUGGUUAAAUUCAGGGAGAAUGCUAUCGCGCCUCAUUCUAUACU